This is a messenger RNA of Trichomycterus rosablanca, 1464 nucleotides long. RefSeq names its product gastrin/cholecystokinin type B receptor. Gene Ontology annotation, biological process: cellular response to hormone stimulus; G protein-coupled receptor signaling pathway. Lineage: Eukaryota; Metazoa; Chordata; Actinopteri; Siluriformes; Trichomycteridae. The transcript has 3 exons. Gene Ontology annotation, molecular function: G protein-coupled receptor activity; peptide binding. The record is from RefSeq and is a predicted model, not a curated record. Gene Ontology annotation, cellular component: plasma membrane. The coding region runs from base 1 to 1464 and encodes 487 amino acids.
AUGGAGAGACUUGUUCUGGCCCAUCUCAGACCCCAGGUGACCACCUCCCUGGACCCACUGCAGUUUGCCUACCGCCAUGAGGUUGGUGUUGAGGACGCCAUCAUCUACUUGCUACAGCGAGCACACUCGCAUUUGAAUCUAGCUGGCAGCUCUAUUUCCAGUACAACUCUGAGUCCUGUCAUCUACAAAAGUUCUCAGAUAACUCAGCAGUGGUGGGGUGUAUCAGGGGUGGAGAUGAGACAUGACUUUAAUGGGAGUUUUAUCCAAGAUCCAGUGCCUUUUGCUGCAGACUUUCUUUUUGCAGGACAUGAACCUUGCACUAUCGUCCUAAUAGUCAUGUACUUGGUAUCCUUUGUAACAGGUUUUGUGGGCAACAUCAUGGCACUGUUGGUCCUCACUCGAGGAAGGAACAGACUAACUGGUGUCUCGACAACCAGAAAGCUGCUUAUAAACCUGGCUGGGUGUGACAUGAUGGUGGUGUGUGUGUGCAUGCCCGUAAACCUGGGUCACCAGGUCUACAGUGUCUGGGUGUUCGGGGACCUGUUGUGUCGUGCCGUGCCGUUUAUUCAGGCCGUGUCCGUGUCCGCGAGUGUCUUGAGCCUGGCUGUUAUAAGCUUGAACAGAUACUACAGCGUUCACAACCCACUACGGGUUCGGUCUGUCUUUACAGGGAGGAAAAUAGGAGCUAUGAUCGUGGCUGUGUGGAUAGUUUCAUCUGGUCUGUGCUUGCCAUUGGUCUUCAUGAAUGAAACCAAGUCUAUUUCACUUACACUGGAUGGAUCACACUCAAUUACAGUUUGUGUUGAGGCCUGGUCUAAAGCACGGCUGCGGCAGGGCUAUAAUUUUUUACUUUUCUGUGCUUUGUAUGGCUUCCCUGUCCUUUUUAAUCUCAUCAUAUGUUUUCUGACCUGCCUUAAACUUUGGAGUGCCAAUGACCAGUUCACAGAAGCUGGAACAUGGGCCUCAACCCGGUCAGUUACACGAAUGAAGACACGUAAAAAAAUUGCAAAAAUGGUGCUUGUCUUAGUGGUCCUUUUUACACUCUCCUGGCUGCCACUGUAUGUGGUGGAUAUCUGGAUUGACUUCAACAUGCCAGGCUCACUGGAUAAAGAAGUUCUGGCUCACGUCGAGCAUGGAUGGGUGUUGCAGAGUCGCCCUUUUGCUCAGUGGCUUGGCCUCACCAACUCUGCUCUAAACCCACUGUGCUACUGCUUUGUUGGUGACCUGUACAGGUCAGCCAAAAGGUUUAGGCAGAGCUACCGAGAGAAGAUGGCCUCUGUUUUCAACACGUCUCAAAAAGCAUCUUCCUCAGACUAUUCUUCUGUCAAACUUCAUUCCUGCACAUCAUCUACAAAGUCCUGCAGAAACAAUGAAAGCUGGAGGAGUUCGAAUGUUUUCAGAGACAGAUUAAACAAAAGCAAAAGCAUGUCUGCUCUCACUGUGUGUGAGACUGUGUUUGGUUGA